AUGACGGCGAUCCUCAGCCAAAUGACUGACCAGCACUACGCCGCCUUUCUGGAAACCUUCAACAGGAAUUCUGAUCUGGUGGACUUUCUGAUGGAGUCCUUCGUACUCUUCAAAGAGCUGAUUCGGAAGCAUGUGUACCCGUGUGACUGGAUGGCCAUGAUCAUGGUUCAGAACAGAGUUUUUCUCAGAGCCAUCAACAUCUACGCAGACACCAUGAACCAGAAAUUCCUGAGUGAUAAUAACUUCGAAGUGCAGCUCUGGAAUAACUACUUCCACUUGGCGGUGGCAUUUAUUACCCAGGAGUCAUUGCAGCUUCAGCACUUCUCUCCCACCAAGAGGAACAAGAUUCUUGCAAAGUAUGGUGAUAUGAGGCUUCUCAUCGGUUUUGCAAUCCGAGACAUAUGGUACAAACUAGGCAAUCAUAAGAUCUGCUUCAUUCCUGACAUGGUUGGUCCAAUCCUUGAGAUGACACUUAUCCCAGAGGAAGAGCUGAGAAGAGCCACGAUCCCCAUCUUCUUUGACAUGAUCACUUGCGAACAUGAGUAUUCUGGGAACUUCCACAAGUUUGAGAAUGAGAUUAUACAGAAGCUAGAUCAUGAGGUGGAAGGAGGAGGCGGAGAUGAGCACUAUAUGCAACUGCUGGAAACUAUCCUGCUUGACUGUGCCGUGGAAAAACACACGCUCUGGCCCCAGAUUCAGCACUUUGUUGCAUUGGUCAAAGGACUCCUGAUCCGCCUUCUGGACUAUCGCACUGUGAUGAGCGAUGACAGCCGCAACAACCGCAUGAGCUGCACUGUCAAUCUCCUGGUAGAAUCAGUAAAGGGUGAGUACACAGACGUGUGUUACUAUGUCGGGGGGUGCGAGGGGGGGGUGUGUUCUGGGUGGGGGGGCGGGGGGAGGGGGGGGGUGAGAGCGGGGCGGCGGCGGGGAGGGGAGGGUGAGUGGGAGUGGGGAGGCAACGUGGGUGGGGGGGGGGUGGGGAGGGGGAGGGUGGGCGUGGGGGGGGGGGGGGGGGGGGGGGUCGGUGGGGGGGGGGGGGGGGGGGGGGGGGGAGGGGGGUACCUCUACAAGCUGCGGGACCUUCACCUGGAGGGGGAAAACUACACCGAGGCGGCCUACACGCUGCUGCUGCACACCCGGCUGCUCAAGUGGUGCGAUGAAAUGUGUACCCCCCAGUUUGAACUUCACGGCUCUCAGACACAGAGACAGCUUAAAGAAACGCUCUACGACACCAUCAUCGACUACUUUGACAAGGGCAAGAUGUGGGAAGAGGCCAUUACUCUGUGCAAAGAGUUGGCAGAGCAGUAUGAAAAUGAGCUGUUCGACUACGAGCUUCUCAGCAAGAGACUGGAAAAACAAGCCAAGUUCUAUGAAAAUAUUAUGAAGAUCCUGAGACCCAAGCCCGACUACUUCGCUGUUGGAUUUUAUGGUCAGGGCUACCCUCCAUUUCUAAGGAACAAGGUGUUUAUCCAUCGUGGGAAGGAGUAUGAGCGGCGAGAAGACUUCCAGAACCAUCUCAUGUCCCAGUUUCCCAGUUCAGUGCGGCUGAACACAACCACCAUGCCCGGACCUGACGUGCAAGACUCCGCUCUGCAAUACAUACAGUGCUUCACUGUGCAGCCUGUGCUGGAGAUCCCCCCUCGUCUGAAGAACAAACCAGUGCCUGACCAGAUUAUCAACUUCUACAAGUCAAACUACGUGCAGCGCUUUCACUACUCGCGGCCUGUGAGGAAAGGACCUGUGGAUCCCAACAAUGAGUUUGUAUCCAUGUGGAUUGAGAGGACCACCUUCACCACAGUUUAUAAGUUGCCCGGAAUUCUUCGCUGGUUUGAGGCGUCUGACAUUAAACAUACAACCUUGUCACCGCUGGAGAAUGCCAUUGAGACAAUGGAGUCCACAAACGAGAAGAUCCUGGCCAUGAUUAACCAGUAUCAGUCUGAUGUGAGUUUACCCAUCAACCCCCUGUCCAUGCUGCUCAACGGCAUUGUGGACCCGGCCGUCAUGGGAGGAUUUGCCAAGUAUGAAAAGGCCUUCUUCACUGAUGAGUACAUUGAAAAUCACCAAGAAGACCAUGAUAAACUCAUGCGACUCAAAGACCUGAUUGCAUGGCAGACCCCAUUACUUGGAGCAGGGAUCUCCCUCCAUGGAAAAAGAGUGACAGACGACCUCCGGCCUUUCCACGAGCGCAUGGAGGAGUGCUUCAAGCAGCUGAAGAAGAAAGUGGAGAAGGAGUACGGAGUGAGGGAGCUGCCUGACCUGGAGGAGAGAAAGUCCACCCGUCCUCGCUCUAUGCUGCGAUCUUACCGUCAGUCAGUUAUCUCCAAUUCAUCAUUGCAAGGCACUGAAUGUGGCACCCCGACCAGGCUGCACGUGGACAGGGAUAUGCCACCAGAGUCGCCUGUGUGGCCGUGUGCUCUACCACACUCCAGCGGCAGUCUGAGCACAAACACAGGGGAAGACAUAGUCACCGUGGGCGACACUGAUGUCAGGCUGAGGAAGAGCAAGAAGAAGAAAAGGGGCAGCAUGAUCUUUAUAACUGAAGAGAGAGAGCGGACUGCCACUCUGGAUACCAAAAGGCUGUCCAAAAAGCAGGAGUUCCGCAGUGACACGAACCUGUGUUCUCCGGAAGAGGGAAGUGUGAGGCUGACCAACUCCAGAUCCCUGCCGGCCAUCACAGGUCUCUCACUGUCAGUGGUGGGCAGUUCAGAGGAGGUGGACAGUGCCCGAGCGAGACGGGACAGCAAGAGCGUGUCCGUGUGCCUGCCAUCGGACCGAACAGCCAACAGGAGAUCUAAAGGAGUCAUCAAUCUGUUCUUCAAGACCAAGAGUUCCAAGCCGGAGGACGCCAAACACAGUGAUCCAGCCAAAAAGAACAGUCAACAUUUCUGA
Knipowitschia caucasica is the source of this 2889-nucleotide messenger RNA. Lineage: Eukaryota; Metazoa; Chordata; Actinopteri; Gobiiformes; Gobiidae. The record is from the annotation of a GenBank genome assembly.